Molecule: messenger RNA, 2790 nt
Organism: Ectocarpus siliculosus
Lineage: Eukaryota; Phaeophyceae; Ectocarpales; Ectocarpaceae
Source: the annotation of a GenBank genome assembly
AUGGCUGCUGAACCGCAGCAACAGCAACUGAGUGGUUUCGGGGAACAGUUGGACGGCGAGGGAGGGGCACAGGGGGAGCAGGGGUGGAAUCGCGAAGAAGAGGAGGAGGAGGACGCAUACGAGGAUCCCGAAGAGAUGAUUAGGGAGUUCGGACGGCACCCCAUGAUGGACCGCGUACAGGAGGCACUCUACAACCAGCUGUUGCAGACUUACGAGAGAGUUAGCGAGGAGCUACGAGACAAGGACGCUGACGUAAAGAAGCUCCGCAAGCGGCGUGAGUUCGUGGGCGUUGAGCUCUACGCCAUGCAGCAGCAGUUGGCAAAGCUUCAGGUGGCCCUGGAGCAAACACACGCCGACUUCAACGGCCUCGGCGAGGGUAGGGCACGGGCCGAGCUGGAUGCCGACGCAGCGAAGCAGCGCUACUUCGAGCUGAAGGGGGUCGGUGACGCCCUCUCGAAACGGCUAAUUAAGAACGAGUCAGAGUUGAACUCUCUCCAGGACACCCUCCGACAGGUUGAGCUGUACAACGAAGAGAUGAAGGACGAGAUCCUGGUGACAAGGCGAGCCACGUACAAGGCGGAAGAGGCCGUCUCGAACUUAGAGAAGGACAAGGGGCGACAAGACCUCUUGAUCGAUGGCCUCAUGGACCAGGUGAAACGCCUACAAGGGCAGGUCGCCGUAGCCGAAGCUCAGAUCGGCAUGUCUCAGGGGCAGACGGGAGAGGCCGAUGGAAUGCUCCGCGAGACGGCGCACGAGAUGUCCCUGAUCGCCUUCGAGAAGAAGCAGCUGCUGCAGCAGUGGAAGGGAGCGUUGGUAGGCCUGGCCCGACGGGACGAGGCUCUAACCGCCGCGUCGAACGCUCUUAAGGAAGCUCAGUCCGCCGCCAGAGACUACGACAUCGAGAUAGAAGGGUUGAAGAGAGAGACGCUUAAGGCGCAGGAGGAACACGAGGGACUGAUCGCCGUCAGAGACCGCCUGGAGAGCGGUCGUGCCUUUGUCGAAGAACAGCUGGCCAAGACGAAGGAGGAGCGAGAUUCUUUGGCGGAACGCUACGCUAUGCUGCAGAGGUCCCUAGCACAGUCCGAGGAAGACGAGGAAAAGCUCGAUGCCAUGGGAACGCAGCUGAGGAGCCAGGUGGACAUGCUCUCCAACCAAGCACAAGCCCUUACGAGGGAGAGACAGAAGUUAGAGGCAGAAGCGGCAAAGAGAAGGUCGCAGCAGUCCACCACGAACAAGGCAGUCAAGAACCUGGUUCGCCAGGCGCGCGCCGUGGUGGAGCAACUCCAUGAGAUCGAAAUGGAGGAGGCCAACCUCCAGAACGAGGAAGCGCGGGUUCGAGUCGACUCCCUCAAUACCGAGGCUCAUAACCUGCAGCUGAAGGAGACUCUGAGGAGGAGCGAGGAGGAGCUGAACAGCAAGGACCGCCUCAUCGAGAAGUAUCAGACCGAGAUCAGGCAGCGAGGCGACGAGAUCGAGAAAAAGAUGUACAGCGUAGACCGGUUGAACCGGCAGUACGAGAAGCUGAGGGAGGCGGUGGAGGAGCCGGAGAACGUGGGGCCUUUGGAGUCGUCCGUGAAAAGCCUGCAAAAAGAGAUAGCGGCGCUAGGUGAAGAGAACGCUCGCAUGAAGCACGAGUGGCUGGCGGACCAGACUAAGCUUGUGUCUUCGGCCAUGGAAACGGAGCAACUGGCGGAAAAGAACGGAGAGUUGCGAGCGCGCUGCUCCAUCGUAGGACAGCGCAAGGCCCGCCUGUUGCAGUCCAUGACUAGCGACUUGGCAGAGUCGAAACGGCUGCGGUCGGCCAUCGAGGGGAUGCACAUGGACAUGGGCAGACUGAACGACCUUAUCGGAAAGAGCGGAAGGCGGGCCCACGAGCUCGACGAUGCCACCAGAGCCUUGGAGAGGGAGUUCGUGCAAGAACUUAGAGAUUUGGAGGCCGAGAGCGUCGCGCUAGAAGGCCGGAUCCGGAGCGUGAAGGACCUCAAGGCCGAGACACUGGAGCAGAUCCUGGAGGCGGAGAGACAGGUUAUGCUAUGGGAAAAGAAGACACAGCUCGAGAGGGAGACCCAGGCCGCCCUAGACCCAGGAGUAGGAAAGAGUGAGGUCCGCACGAUGGAGAGGGAGAUCCACCGCAUGCGCAUCCGAUUAGAGGGGCUGAAGCGGGAGCAGGAGCGCAUGAUCCAGGAGAUGGAAAGAGCCAUCGCCAAACGUGAGCAGAUCGCCGUGAGGCACAAGGGAAAGAGCGAGGCCGCGGCCGGCAGAAGUACCAAGGCCCGGCGAGGCAUGCUAGCAUCUGGGAACGGGGCGGCGGGUAGCGGGCUCGGCGACUUGACCACAACGGCGCUCAAGAAGAAGGUGGUGUCACUCCAGAGGCAACUCAAUGCCUCGGCGGAAGAAACCCUCCGGUAUACGCGAGCCGCCGAGGACAGGCGGAACGAGGUGGGCGCGCUGUCGAGCAGCCUGCAGGAGCAGGCGGCCAGGGCCGACGAAACUGCUCGACGAGGGGAGGAGCUACGAUCCAGCAUCAACUCUAGUUUGUACGAGAAACAACGGCUAGCGGAGGUGACCGCCGUCAAGCAACGGCUAGCUGACAACCUUCGAGGCGUUGCCAAGGGCGUGAUGAAGCCCGUACCCGCGCACGAUGCAAUGAAGGUGGAGCAGGCGCUACUUACGUCGGAGAUUCGGCUGGGAGCGGUGCGGGACGUCAUCGAAUCAAUGGCGGAGAAGUUUCCGCACCUGCGAGACGUUCUCGGGCGCCUAUCAAGACUCUCGGAGGACGCUACGGAUUGA